AAGGUCACACGACAAGCUGUGAAUAGCGGUUAUUGGUAGAUAUUUUGAACCUCCCCUAUAAAUUCUCACCAUUUACUUCCUCUUUUAUUCCCAUCAAAGAAAAAAGAGUGAAAAUGGUGGUAAAGAGAAACGUAUACUACAUCAACGACAAUCUCGACAUGCUCAUCGAAAUACUUAAACGCCUAGACGGCCGGUCUCUCGGCGUCGCCGCCUGCGUCUGCCGCCUCUGGUCGGCCCUCGCCCGCCACGACUCGCUCUGGGAGCACCUCUGCUUUCGCCACCUCUCCCCUCCUCCCCACGGCGUCAGGGCCGUCGUCGCCGCCCUCGGAGGCUACCGAAGCUUCUACAUGCUCUGCUUCAAGCCCGUCGGAGCCGCCGAGCGCCGCCUCUCCACUCGCCAUGAGAUGGACAUCUCCUUGUCCCUCUUUUGUGUCGACUACUACGAGAGAGUCUUGCUCGCCGGCGCCGCUCGAAUCCCGCCGGCGCCGUCGCCGCCCCUCAUUUUCCUAUGCAAUGUUUGACACCGCCGCUGCCUCCUUUACUAUAUAUAUACACCUUUUUCUUAUGCAUGUAUCUCUUAUUCUUCUUUUUCAAAAGCUAUGAUCCUACCGUUUAUUCGGAGCU
Molecule: messenger RNA, 624 nt
Organism: Salvia miltiorrhiza (redroot sage)
Lineage: Eukaryota; Viridiplantae; Streptophyta; Magnoliopsida; Lamiales; Lamiaceae
Product: F-box protein SNE-like
Exons: 1
Coding region: 114-521 (135 amino acids)
Biological process (GO): regulation of gibberellic acid mediated signaling pathway; gibberellic acid mediated signaling pathway
Cellular component (GO): SCF ubiquitin ligase complex
Molecular function (GO): protein binding
Source: RefSeq, a predicted model, not a curated record